AUCUGUUCUAACGACGCCUCCCUGAAUCUGGAUUCAGUGGUAGGUUCUUCAAAAAGGGAACCCCUUUCACCACCUGGUUCUUGAAUCCACAUAGAAGGUGAGGCGUUUCAUUAUUUAAUGCAAAAUCCAUUCUUUUUGUUUCUCCUUCAAAAUUCAUGCAAGACAUUUGAAAAAAACGGAUCAAGAUGAGAAGCAAGAGCGGUUUCAGUUUCUUCUCUAAGAUAACAUCUUCAAGGAAAAGACCUUCUCUUUCUCUUUCAUCAUUACCUAGCAAGAGUUUCGAGUCGUCAUCGGAAAUCGACCGGACGAUCGAUAACGCCGCAGAGAUAAUCGAGAAAUGGAACACAGAGUAUGUUUCCGCAACGAAAUUUUACUCUCUGUUUUGCGAGAGCAAACGAGAGGCGAAGAAGUUCGUGAGACGCGUCAAGGAACUGCAGAACGCGAUGGAUUCGUUGAUUAGAGAAGAUCCGAAUUCAGAGAAUCUCCUUAGAGCCCAGAAACUGAUGCAGAUCGCUAUGAAAAGGCUUCAGAAUGAGUUUCAGCAGAUUCUGUCAAUGAAUCGUGCGCAUUUGGAUCCCGAAUCCGUCUCGAGUAGAUCGCCUACCUCUGUCGUAUCAAACGAAGACGACGUUUGGCAUGAGUCUCGUCCUGCUGGAGAUUCCAUCGUCGAAGUUGAAGAGGUGUCGAAGAACUCGACGACGGAGCUUAAAUCCAUCGCAGAGUGCAUGAUCGCCGCAGGUUACGCGAAAGAGUGUGCGACUACGUUUAAAUCCAUCAGAAAAUCGAUAGUCGACGAAGGGAUUUACCGACUCGGAGUCGAGAAAAUAAGCUCUUCCAAGGCGAAGAAGAUGCCAUGUGAGGUUAUUGAGUUGAAGAUGAAGAGCUGGGUCGAAGCGGUUAAGGUGUCGACGAAGACUCUCUUCGACGGUGAAAAGACACUCUGCGAUGAAGUCUUCGAAUCCUCUGUUUCUCUCAGAGAGUCAUGUUUCCGAGAGAUCACCAAGGAAGGAGCUCUUCUUCUGUUUGGAUUCCCGGAUAUCGUUGCCGUGAGAGAUAAGAAAAAUCCAAACCCGGAUAAGAUUUUCCCUUUGCUGGAUAUGUAUCGCACAAUCACGGAGAACUUACCGGCGAUCGAAUCGAUCUUCUCCUCCCCGUCACUCUCCUCUGUUCGAUCUCAAGCUCACAACUCGCUUAACCGACUCAGUGAGUCGAUUAUUUCUCAUCUGUUGGAUUUCGAAUCCGAGAUACGGAAAGAUUCGUCGAAGACGGUGGUUACUGGUGGAGGAGUGCAUCCGAUGACUAUCUCCGCCAUGGAUUACCUCUCUCGCCUCGCGGAUUACAGUAGUUCUCUCGUGACCAUCCUCGACGGAUCAUCUUCCUCUUCCGCUAAACCGUUGCUUCCGAAAUCGUACUUCAAUGCCUCGGAAUCCGACGGAUCUCCGGCUUCGGAGGUGAGAGUGAGAUUCGCGUGGAUGAUUCUCGUCCUCUUAUGCAAGAUCGACGGAAAAUCUGAGAUGUACAAGGAAUUCUCGAUGCAGUAUCUCUUCUUAGCCAACAACCUCCAGCACGUGGCGUCACGCGCACGCUCCACGUGCCUGAAGCAGCUCCUCGGCGACGAUUGGAUCGCGAGGCAUUUCGAGAAAGUCAGGCAGUUCGCUAAAAGCUACGAGCGGCUUGCUUGGGGUCCACUCUCGUCGCUGUGUCCUGAUAUUAGUACUUCGGAGGCGGUAGAGAUUUCGCCGGAGGAAGCGAAGAUUCAAUUCGAGAAGUUCAACGAGAGUUUCGAGAGCGCGUGCGAGUCACAGAGCGUUUGCGUCGUACCUGAUCCGAAACUGAGGGAAGAGAUGAGAGUUUCGAUCGGGAAAAAGCUGUUGCCGGUUUAUCGCGAUUUUUACAACGCGCAUAGAAACGCCGCUAUGUUGGCGGGAACGGAAGGUGGGUGGAAUGUCAGAUAUACCCCUGAAGAUAUCGGAAACCAAUUGUCGGAGUUGUUUAGCGGGGUUGGUGUUUCGGAGAAAACAUAUGUGUCUUCGACAUCUUUCGAUCUUCUUACACCUCCUCCUCACAAUCCUGGACGAAAGCCCCGAUCUUUGUCAUGCAGAAGAUUUUGAAGGAGAAAUCAAACAUAUUACUAUAUAUUUCCCCGCCAUUUUUCACCCUAUGAUAUUGCCGGAAAAAUAAAAAAAUUAUCCUAUAGAGAAAGUUAUACUCCACUAUAUAGUAAUAUAGAUAUGAGAUAUUCAUUUUUUUUUACUUCUCGUUUGAUACGAUUAAAGGUGUAAUGGGUUACAAAUUACGAGUAACACGGUAUAUUCAUUUGGUGUAAUAUAGUAUUACAACUAUCUGUUAAUCAAUGGCAAAUUGUA
Messenger RNA from Eutrema salsugineum, 2366 nucleotides. RefSeq names its product exocyst complex component EXO70H1. NCBI's taxonomy places the organism in Eukaryota, Viridiplantae, Streptophyta, Magnoliopsida, Brassicales, Brassicaceae. Gene Ontology annotation, biological process: exocytosis. The record is from RefSeq and is a predicted model, not a curated record. Gene Ontology annotation, cellular component: exocyst. Gene Ontology annotation, molecular function: phosphatidylinositol-4,5-bisphosphate binding. The coding region runs from base 186 to 2111 and encodes 641 amino acids. The transcript has a single exon.